Messenger RNA from Strongylus vulgaris, 225 nucleotides. NCBI's taxonomy places the organism in Eukaryota, Metazoa, Nematoda, Chromadorea, Rhabditida, Strongylidae. The record is from the annotation of a GenBank genome assembly.
AUGCGUCGAUCGGAGAUACCCAUAUUGAUACUGCUUAUGGUGGCCAUCUUCUGUCUCCUCUCCUUUACUGACUACAAGACAGCUAUGUCCACACAGUAUCCCGCGACUAGCGCUGAACCAGAUCCGCGUGUGAAGGUGCAGUUCACAGAGUGGAAGUACUGCAUGGAAGGGAACAUUUCCGCCUAUCGCAAUGAUUCGAAAGCAGUGCGUCGAUAUGUUGUUUAA